Messenger RNA from Lachnellula hyalina, 1065 nucleotides. RefSeq lists its product as uncharacterized. The transcript has 4 exons. Gene Ontology annotation, biological process: intracellular sphingolipid homeostasis; ceramide metabolic process; negative regulation of ceramide biosynthetic process. The annotation marks the transcript as partial. Gene Ontology annotation, cellular component: endoplasmic reticulum membrane. NCBI's taxonomy places the organism in Eukaryota, Fungi, Ascomycota, Leotiomycetes, Helotiales, Lachnaceae. The record is from RefSeq and is a predicted model, not a curated record.
AGCAGGAUUACCCAUAGCAAUAGCCAGCUGCCGGGACAAGACUCUCUCAACAUCAACAUCCACAUCCACAUCCACAUCAGCUUUAGAGGUAAGCAGCAGCAGCUCCUCCUCCACUUCUGUCCCGGAGCUUCGCCAGUCUGGGACGAGACAGAUCAGACCAGACCAGACCACUCCAUCUCCCGCAAGGGUAGCAGGCAAGGAGGGCAGGGCAGGCAACCAAGCACACCACCACCACUGGGCCCCAAGGUUGUCCGUCUAUUGCUCAACCCUUUCCUAAGGUGCUACAACCAUAUACGGUUGGUUACAUACGAUAUCCGGCCCUUCUCGACGCCAGCCCACACAAACCCGCUCGACCGAGCAUCUCCAACCGUCGCUAUCGCUCCUUCAAAUAGAACUACCGCCAAACUGUCGUCUCCAAUCCUCCUCCCUCGCACCGUCUCCUACGACGCGAGCUCCAACCCUCCCCGCCCCGGCGCUCCAUAUCUAGCAAUGAGCGAGCAAAAGACCGGGAGGCGGCGGCGGUCGAGUAGUUUGUUAUAUCAAGAGCCGCCGGAAACAAUAGAGCAUAUGAGUGAUCAGGCCGCACUGCCAAAUCUGAAUGCAGACUGGGUGAACGCAAAAGGUGCCUGGACGAUACAUUUGGUGUUGAUCGCCUGCCUCAAAAUACUUUUUGACAUCAUCCCUGGCGUUUCACAGGAAACGUCAUGGACGUUGACGAACAUCUCUUAUAUGUUCGGCUCAUUUCUAAUGUUUCAUUGGGUACGCGGUGUGCCUUUCGAGUUUAACGCUGGCGCAUACGAUAAUUUGAAUAUGUGGGAACAAAUCGAUAAUGGAGCUCAGUACACUCCGGCGAAGAAAUUUCUUCUCAGCGUACCAAUUGUUCUGUUUCUGUUGAGCACACACUACACGCACUACGACCUAACGUACUUCACCAUAAAUUUUCUGGCCGUCCUGGGAGUUGUGAUACCCAAGCUACCCUACGUUUGUCUCUCAGCCACCGCACUCGAGUCGGUUUUCUUUCUGGCGGUCCAGAAGAUAGAUAGCGUAUGCAUGAACUGUUGCAUG